AUGAAACUAUCGAUUUUUUUUAAAUCACUGCCAAACUCGUUAACGCUUAUCCCUUGGCUUUUGCAGUUUGAUCGUCUCUCGGCCACAGUAUACUACGCCUUCUCAAAAGCAGUGCUGUACUGUAACACCCUAGAACUAUAUUCGAAUUCGUUCUUCAGCAUUCGGGGGCGAAUCGCUGUCUAUAUACAACAGACUCACGUGCGGUCAUCCACACUGGGCACCUGGAACGCACACAUCCGGGAGUUCCUUAUCCCCUAUUUAAACAGCAAGAUAUAUUUUGCCGGUGCUGAAGACUCCUCAUCAAUUGCUGUUGAAAACGUGGAUUUACGAGCCACCGAGGUUCUAUCGAUUGGAGGGUCAGUAAAUGCCGGAGAUAUGAAAAGUGCUGCACUCAACCAUGCCGUGCGUACACAGCUUCAUCGUACCUUUACCAAAGCAGACUAUGCACCAUUUCUGAUUGGUUUUUCACCUUUAUCGCGGGCUGUGUUCGGAUCCUGGGGAACAGUGCGAUUUUUUGCGGACUACGCGCACAUGGUAGGCGUGGACGUUGACUUAUGCAGUCCAAUCAUGCUGGAUAGACUGACUGGGAAGCUGAACAGGCACAUGACAGAUGGUUCGAAUGGAGGAAUGGUGGAGCCCAUCACAGUAACA
Molecule: messenger RNA, 651 nt
Organism: Opisthorchis viverrini
Lineage: Eukaryota; Metazoa; Platyhelminthes; Trematoda; Opisthorchiida; Opisthorchiidae
Exons: 4
Source: RefSeq, a predicted model, not a curated record